Messenger RNA from Lagopus leucura (white-tailed ptarmigan), 1718 nucleotides. Its product is annotated as ras-related protein Rab-39B-like. Gene Ontology annotation, molecular function: GTP binding; GTPase activity. NCBI's taxonomy places the organism in Eukaryota, Metazoa, Chordata, Aves, Galliformes, Phasianidae. Bases 45 to 677 code for a protein of 210 amino acids. The transcript has 2 exons. The record is from RefSeq and is a predicted model, not a curated record. Gene Ontology annotation, cellular component: Golgi membrane.
AGCGCCUGCCCCAGCACGCAGUGGGUGCGGGGUGCUGGGAGCCGAUGGAGCCGCGGUGGCAUUACCAGUUCCGGGUGAUCAUGCUGGGGGAUUCGACGGUGGGCAAAUCGUCCCUGCUGCGGCGUUACACCGAGGGGGUUUUCCUGGAUGCCGUCAAUCAGACGGUGGGGGUGGAUUUCUACGUUCAGUUCGUGGAGUUGGAGCCGGGGCUGCAGGUCAAACUGCAGUUCUGGGACACGGCUGGGCAGGAGCGCUUCAGGUCUGUCACCCAUUCCUAUUACCGCAACUCUGCGGGUGCAAUGCUGCUCUUCGACCUCACCAACCGUGCGUCCUUCGAGAGUGUCCGGCGGUGGCACCGGGAGGUGACAGACACCAUCCAACCUUUCCACGUGGUUUUCCUGCUGGUGGGACACAAAAGCGACCUGGUGGGGGAACGUAAGGUGGGCAGGAGGGAGGCGGAGCGGCUGGCGGCCUCGUUGGGGGUGCAGUACGUCGAGACCUCAGCCAAGGACGGCAGCGAUGUGACGCGGGCGUUCCAGAUGCUGACCGUGGCCAUCUACCGGGCGCUGCAGAGCGGGCUGCUGGCACCGUGCGAGGCGUGGGACGGGGUGAAGAGCAGCGUGCCGCUGCCAGCACCGUGCCCGAAGAAGGAGAAGCAGAAGAAAUGCGCGUGCUAAGGAGGGCGUUGAGGUGCUGGGCUCUGCCGGGUGCCGAGGAAGGAGGAGCAGCGAGUGAUGGCGUUAAACAGCCCCCUGCUCACCCCACCGCCUGCCCCGUUUCCUGAGGAAAGGGAGGUGCCAAAGCCCCGUUCUUCUGUUCUCCCCCCUUACAAAGCGGUUCCCAGACAGCGAGCGCAGCCCCUCCCUGUGCCCUCGGGUUCCAAACCCGUUUUACUAUGGAGCAGAGAAUGCUAUGGUGUCCUGCGCCCAGCAGCACCCAACCCAGCUUUGGGCAGAGCCCUGGGAACAAACGGCAGCUCUGUGCCCCAGGAGCUGCCUCUCCCUCCCGAGCACCAGUCAGACCGGCCUCAGCUGCACUUACUGCAUGCCCCGGGCUGCCCAGCUGCACGGAGCCCUCAAGUAUCAACAAAGGGGGUUUCACCCGUGGGUGCUGGCAGCCCUGGAGCCCCAGCAGCGAGCUCUGCAGUGAGGCAGUGUCCACAACCUCCCUUUCUUUGCAGGGAGCCUGCAGAGCUGCCCUUUCCCUCCCCACCACAUCCCACAGCAGCCGUAGUUUCUCUGCUGUGUGCCAGUUUGGGCAGAACAGAUGCUGGGAUGUGACUCUUCAUGUUGUGAAUGCACUCAUCUCUUAUCCACAGCCACCACUUUCCUCCUACCUGCAGCCAAGCAGAGGCGGAACCCCAGCAGGAGCCCUUGGCACAGUGAGCACAGGGUGGGCACAGCCCUGCCUGCAGCGCAGAGACCAUCAGCUCAAAGCCCAGCACAGAUCUCACACGCAGACACCAGGCAAGCCCCACAGCUGCCUCUUUCCCUUGGUUUUAGAUUAAUAAUUUCUUUAUUCAUGUAAAACAAAUGCAAGUAUUUAUAUAAACACUGACAUUACAAAGUACUGGAGCAGGGAGGGGCAGAAGGAGGAAACAAAAACCUCUACAGAUGCUUCUAAUACUGUCCCACACACACCAUCAAAUGCUCUGUUCCUCAGAUAAUCACUUAUACGAUAAACCACUUUCAAGUCACAAAUAAAAGUCUUUGCUUUGA